GCCAUGGGCAGCGUGCCCCUUUUGUCUUUGCGUGCGGACUUUGUGCGUGCCUCACAACACGGGGACUACACGAUGCGCACUGUUAUGGUGUCAGACCCUUAAGCUAGGACAACGUGAGUAAGAGAUGGGGGUGGGAAUUGGCCAUUCCUAAAAUGUUCUCCUUCCGAGAUAUCGUUUACUGGCAGCCCGCGCUGCAACUUAGUAAUUCCCUUCUCGAUCUUGAAGCCACGAACCUCUGCCACUUCCUGCUCUGUGAUAUCGACGAAAGACGCGACUCAUUGGAAGGUCUACAUACUUUGUUUGGACCUUGGCUGCUCGUUCGGGACUGCAGGCGAACUUUCGGGCGCUUCUUCAUCGAUUUUGCGUCCGCUGCCAGUGGUCGUGCAGCCUUCCUCUUUCGUCAUUGUCUUUGCGUUCCGCUCGCACCCAAUUCUUUUAGUUGCUGCGCUACUAUUGCGGCGCGCUGGCAUUAUGUACCAGCCUCCGGCCUCCCCAUUGUCUUCUCCAAGUCGAUCUCUAACUUGCCGUCAUCCUUCCUGGCUGGCCGCCUACUCUUCUUUGGGUCGCCAUCCUUAGCCACCGGAACAGACCAUCUGGGACUUUGGAACGGAUUUGCUAUCAAGAGCCGCGGGUAUGUGUGGGAGGGUUCGCGGGAGGAAAUACGAGAAAGUUCCCCCCCGCGACGCGUUCACCUUCCGCGAAGUUGGGUAUUGACUUAGCAUCCGACGAGUCAAGGCGAAGCUUAACGUCAGGUGGCGGAUCAGCAAACGUUCUUCGGCGAAUUAUAACG
Molecule: messenger RNA, 790 nt
Organism: Laetiporus sulphureus 93-53
Lineage: Eukaryota; Fungi; Basidiomycota; Agaricomycetes; Polyporales; Laetiporaceae
Exons: 2
Coding region: 153-719 (188 amino acids)
Source: RefSeq, a predicted model, not a curated record